This is a messenger RNA of Candidula unifasciata, 570 nucleotides long. NCBI's taxonomy places the organism in Eukaryota, Metazoa, Mollusca, Gastropoda, Stylommatophora, Geomitridae. The record is from the annotation of a GenBank genome assembly.
AUGUUCUCUAUACACGUAUUAAUUUUCACAUUUUAUCUUUUUAUAAUAUACUUUAGAUUUGCUAGACAUGAUUUCACUAAAGGCGUAAUCCUACUCUAUAAGAAUAAUGUUGUUCACAUCUGCGUAACGACAUUUGCGCUUUAUGACCCAUCGUAUUCAAAUUAUAGUAAAGUGUGGAUGCUUCAGACUGGUAAUUUAUUGAUCCGUUGUGCCACACCAUGUUUUUUAGUUCGGAUGUUCACGAUCAAGUUCAAGCGAGAGUUUAUCCGCUGCUGCUAUUGUCUGAGAGGCAGGUGGAGACGUCGGCGACAGGAGGACAGUAAUGGCGUCAGAAAGUCACUACUUGUUCCUCGCAAAAGAAACUCAGAGUCCUCAACAUCUUCCAAGAACAACGGGUUAAUGAGGACAUCCUCCCAUCUUAAUGGUGUCACCCCGCCCGGAGUUGCAGGCUGCAGAUAUUCCUUUGUGUCGCCUCUUGCUGAGAUUAAGGCUAGUUCCAGCAGAGGCUCGCUUAGCUCGGUAGGGAGAGAGGACAGAGUUAAUUUUUUUAUCUCUGUACAGAGAAGAUAG